Messenger RNA from Panicum virgatum (switchgrass), 912 nucleotides. RefSeq names its product antifreeze protein Maxi-like. The transcript has a single exon. The coding region runs from base 1 to 912 and encodes 303 amino acids. NCBI's taxonomy places the organism in Eukaryota, Viridiplantae, Streptophyta, Magnoliopsida, Poales, Poaceae. The record is from RefSeq and is a predicted model, not a curated record.
AUGGGCGGUUUCGCCAGCAAGCUUAGCGACUUCUUUUCCUUUCUCUCCGGUGACGGGGAUUCCGCCCACGCCGCUGGGGAGCAAAGCCAUGCCGCCGACAUCAACGCCGCUGCAGAGAAGAAAAGCGAUUCCAACGGCGUCUUGGACGACGCGGCCAAGAAGGCCGCCGGCGCCCGUGAUGCGGCGCCCACGGCGCUAGCGUCCGUCCAGAAGGCGGCAUCCGCGGCGCUCGCGUCUGUCAAGAAAGCGGCUGAGGCGGCGGUGAGCUACGUGUCCGGGCUGAUCGUCGCAGCCGCAGCCGCUGCUUCUUCGGCCGUUGUCUCGGCCUGCGGGGCCCUGAAGCGUGCCGCCCGCGCCGCCGGCGACAAGGUGUUGGAGCUCGUGGAGCAGCUCCUCGUCAGCGGCGCGGCCGCGGCCGCGAAGAGCAGGCUCGACGCUGUGGCGGCGGCGCUCCGUGGGGGUGCCUGCGCCCCGUCGUUCGCAGCGACCGUCGCGGCCGCCCUCGACGCCGCCUGCUCGGCCGCCGUCCAGGCCGGCAAACGACAGGCCUUCGCCGCCGCGCUGCCGGAGCUUGCGUCCGCCGCAAGGACCACUAAUCCGGCGGCGGCGGCGGAAUCAGCCGUCGUGGUGGAUAUCAAGUUCAUAGUGAGAUUGAUCCCGCUCUUGGAGAAGCUCCCGGUUCUGGUGAUCCCGGCAGAGGUCAAGGCGGCCAUCGCCGUCGUGGCCGUCGCGGCGGGUUUGUACUCGGCGUUCUGGGCCGCGCCGGCUGCAGGUGCAGGUGCACCGGCCGAUCCCAUCGUGACGAAGGCUCCAGGUGGCGGCGGCGCCUCUCAGCUGAUCCUCAAGUCGGCGUUGAAGGCGAACCCAGCGUUUUAUUUCAGGCUGCUCGCCUGCUCCGAUCUGUUGGCCUAG